AUGGCCGUUGAAUUCCCAGAACCCCUCUCCCAUGAGGAAAUGAAAGAACACAAGAUCCCUCUGGCAUACCGUGACAGAUGUGCUAGACUGCUGGUGCCUUUGAACAAGUGCCGUGUGGAGGGAUGGUACAUGCCAUGGAACUGCGAGCAUGAGAGACAUGCUUACGAAAGUUGUCAAUAUCUGGAUUUCAAGAGGCGUGUGAAAGAGCUCGAAGAGCUGAGAAGUCAGAGAAGAGCCGCUGGCGAGGAAUAA
Molecule: messenger RNA, 252 nt
Organism: Kuraishia capsulata CBS 1993
Lineage: Eukaryota; Fungi; Ascomycota; Pichiomycetes; Pichiales; Pichiaceae
Exons: 2
Coding region: 1-252 (83 amino acids)
Cellular component (GO): mitochondrion
Source: RefSeq, a predicted model, not a curated record